AUGCAAAGGCUUUUCACUCUCGAGCAAUAUGCGCUUGCCUCGCAACUGGGAUUGUCAGAUGAUGGUGGUGAAUUCUGGAAAGCAAGACGACUAUCAGAAUACUCCGCUAUUGAGUAUAGAAGCGAGCAAACGAUCCUGGUCUCUAAAUGGCAGCCAUUUCCUGAUGUCAAGAUCAAGACUAUUUUGAUUCCACCUGAGGAGGAGACACCAAAUUGGCAUAUUCGUGUCCAUCAAAUCGAAGCUGGCAGAGAAGUGAUGACAGCCGAUGGCUCGUUUGCAAUCUACAAUGAGAGAACUCCGGAUGGAAGAUAUCUUGAUGCAUAUGACGCCACGAAAUGCGAAGGCACUUAUCCGAAGCUCAUCGGCAACUACGACCUCGGCACUCCUGAAGCCUGGUCGACUGGAGCAGAGGGAGCAUUCGCCGUAUCAAAAGGAGCCGUUGGCAUCAAAGCACUGGAAGACGACAUCGGCAGAUCGGCGAUGCUGGUCAAUGCGGAUCCAAACUCGAACCUGGUGGAGAGCCGUACAACGAUUCCGACAUUGCAGCAUACCAUCAAAAAGGGGCAGACCGUGUUGUACAUCAGCGCAAUCUAUGCCAAACCCUCUGGAGAAGGUGUCGCGAGGGAAACAUAUCUAGACGGCUGGGACAAGCCUCCAGCAGUGCCAGACUGGCUUAAGUCGGAAGCUGCAGGUUCAUAG
Molecule: messenger RNA, 699 nt
Organism: Phaeoacremonium minimum UCRPA7
Lineage: Eukaryota; Fungi; Ascomycota; Sordariomycetes; Togniniales; Togniniaceae
Exons: 2
Coding region: 1-699 (232 amino acids)
Source: RefSeq, a predicted model, not a curated record